AUGUCAGACAAGAACGACAAUGGUCUAGUUGAAAUCCAGCAAAAUCGGAAGCCGGAGGAUGGAAUAGCGGAGAAUGAUUUCUUGACGGAGCACUGGAACGACCUGAGCGGAGCAUCACUGUUCAACAUCCUGAAGACGACUGUCAAACACGCCUAUUUGAUUGCGUCGAAGGUGGCGGGUAUGAGCCAGGUGUUGCAGCAGAUGCAGCUAGAUCACCUGAAGAACAACAUCACAACGUUGCAACGAGAUGUGAAGAUGAUCGAUGUGAGAACAGAACAGAUCCGGACGGAAGGAGAGGAGCUCAACAAGGAUUCGGAAGAGCUCUCCAGAAAAUUCGACACUUUCUCCAUUGAGAUGGACAAGAAAAUUGCGGAUUUGAUCAAGAAAUCUGAAACAUCGCAGCACAAGGUGGUAGAAGCGCUGGGAACAUAUGUUGACAGCCUUGCAAAAGAGCUUGAGAUGAAAGCUGACAGAGAGGAGAUUGAGUUGAUGAGGUAA
Guillardia theta CCMP2712 is the source of this 498-nucleotide messenger RNA. RefSeq lists its product as hypothetical. Lineage: Eukaryota; Cryptophyceae; Pyrenomonadales; Geminigeraceae. The record is from RefSeq and is a predicted model, not a curated record. The transcript is spliced from 6 exons. Bases 1 to 498 code for a protein of 165 amino acids.